AAUAUUCUGCAUAUCGUCGAUCGUUAUUUUGGCCAUAAGGUUGGUAGUGGAUGAAGACAGCUGAUGCGGGAAUGACACCUUGCCUGUGAAAUGAAACACUGCUGUGAAAUAUUCGCUUGAUAACCAAUAAACCAGCGGAUUGUAGGUCGACAAAACUUGAUAACACCAAAAUCGAUUUUGACAUCAUAUUUAUAAACUAUACUGCGUUAUCGUUCCUCGGUCUCUGAUCAGAAUAAACGAGAAUGUCUAUUCUCAGGCUGAUGAAUUCGUCGGUGGGACGUUGUGGCGUCCAAAGACUUUCACGUUAUGCCUUUUCCUCAUUUCAUCAGCCAACGCAGACUCAAAUAUGCCAGAGUCAAAUGCGCGACAUCAACCUCACCCAUCAAAGAUGGUAUAGAAAUUUUGGCCACAAAAAGGAUCCAAUGCCAUGGCUAAAGUCAUUUUGGAUGGCGUUUCUGACAUUUGGAUUCAUAGGAUUCGCAAUUGAUUGGGGGUACUUCAGUACUCCCAAGAUGCCGAAGGUGGAUGCUGCCGAAGCUUUGACUGAGAAUAAUGAGAGCACAAGUAUUGAACAGGGUGGACAAGAAGAUCAGAAAAAGAAAAAACAUAAGCGGGAAAAAGUUGGUUUCAGAGAUCGUAAGAUUAUUGAAUAUGAAAACCGCAUGAGGCAUUUUUCUACACCUGAUAAGGUCUUUCGGUAUUUUGCUACCCUCCAAGUCACAAAUCCAGCCAACGAUGCUCACGAGGUGUUUAUGACCCCUGACGAUUUCCUAAGGUCAAUGACACCCGGCCUUAAGCAACCCGAUGGCCUGGGGUUAGAUCAGUAUAAACGUUACGACCCUAAGAAUAUUCAUACGAAAUUAGAACUGGAAUUGGAUGAGGACAGUAUUUUUUAUAAACUGGGAAGUGCUGGGCUCAUUACAUUUUCCGAUUACAUAUUUCUCCUAACAGUGCUAUCAACUUCGAGACGUCAUUUUGAAAUAGCCUUCCGGAUGUUUGAUCUUAACGGAGAUGGUGAUGUUGAUUCAGAGGAGUUUGGAAAAGUUGCGACAUUAAUUCGCCAGCAGACCAGCAUUGGCAAUCGUCACAGAGACCACGCAAAUACCGGCAAUACAUUCAAGGGUGUAAACUCUGCAUUGACGACGUACUUCUUUGGUCCUAACAUGAAGCAAAAGUUGACGAUAGAAAAGUUUUUGGAUUUUCAGCAACAGCUGCAGAAAGAAAUUCUCAGUCUCGAGUUUGAGCGUAGAAAUCCUGAUGAGAAUGGUAAUAUUUCCGAGGUAGAUUUUACCGAAUUACUUUUGGCGUACGCAGGCUACCCGGAAAAGAAAAAAGCACGGAUGCUGAAACGAGUUAAAAAAACUUUCAGAGAGAAUCCCAAGGGCGUAAGUAAGGAAGACUAUCUGAGCUUUUUCCAUUUUUUGAACAACAUUAACGACGUUGAUACCGCUUUGACAUUUUAUCACAUAGCUGGAGCAUCGAUAGAUCAAGCAACGUUGAAACACGUCGCAAAGACGGUUGCCCACGUCGACUUGAGUGAUCAUGUUAUACAGGUUGUCUACACGAUAUUCGAUGAAAACAUGGAUGGUCAGCUUAGCAAUCGAGAGUUUGUGGCAGUGAUGAAAAAUAGGCUUCUACGUGGCUUGGAAAAGCCAAAAGAUACCGGCUUUGUUAAGUUGAUUCAAUCAAUGGUUAAAUGCGCCAAGAACACCCAUCCAGUAUUGUUUGAAAAAUAGUUUGAAAUCCUUGCAAUUAGAUAUUUCAAAAGUUUAAAAAUGAAUUUGCUUUAUUAGCCCACCGUAAAGAGUCGCAAAGUGAGUGCGAAAAGAUUGUUGAAAUAUUAUGUGUAAUGUUAAUAACGACUUUGUAUAUGAUGACUAACCGGGUCUGACAAUGAAAACUAUCACAAAUAUGAUAUUUUGAAACUAUUUGUAGGUAAAUUUUCACUUAGAGUUUGUGAAUUUAGUUUUAAUUUGCUUAAAAAUAUGUUUAUAAAGUUUUUUUUGUAUGAUUGUAUUUAUUCACUGAAUUUUCUGUGUACUUUAUAUAAUGAGUUCAUACGUAUAUAUAAUUAAGAGUUAAGUUCGGGAGUUAUUGUUCUUUUUAUAAUGCAACACACAAAUGAUCAAAUCACACAUUAUUAUGUACUCCAUGAAUGCAAAACGUGAUAUUAUAAAAUAUAUUGUCAGGACUCUCUAAGACCCAGUUUCAGAAGAUCAA
This is a messenger RNA of Neodiprion fabricii, 2220 nucleotides long. RefSeq names its product calcium uptake protein 1 homolog, mitochondrial (gene MICU1). The record is from RefSeq and is a predicted model, not a curated record. Gene Ontology annotation, molecular function: calcium ion binding. Lineage: Eukaryota; Metazoa; Arthropoda; Insecta; Hymenoptera; Diprionidae. Gene Ontology annotation, cellular component: uniplex complex. The transcript has 12 exons. The coding region runs from base 243 to 1736 and encodes 497 amino acids. Gene Ontology annotation, biological process: mitochondrial calcium ion homeostasis; calcium import into the mitochondrion.